Molecule: messenger RNA, 978 nt
Organism: Aphanomyces invadans
Lineage: Eukaryota; Oomycota; Saprolegniomycetes; Saprolegniales; Verrucalvaceae
Exons: 1
Coding region: 201-875 (224 amino acids)
Source: RefSeq, a predicted model, not a curated record
UCUCCUCAGGCACUGUCGUCAAAUGCCAUCAACCCGAUACACAGGAAGCUUUAGAACUUUGCGCCAAAUAUCGACGGAGUCGACGAUUCAGUUGAGAAGGUGGAGCUAAUUUUAGCCACGCCGGUGUGGUGGUUUCGGCACCGACACUCAGACCAGUUUGCGUCCGCCAAGCAUCACUGUUACUUCGUUGACCGACCUGAAUGCGCCGCGUUCUGUGCCUGCUUGGGCUGCUAGCUGCCAACGUCGUGGGCGGACCUGGUGUCCUUCCAGGUGACUUCCAAGACAAAUUCAAUCACAUGAUGCCUCCGCCUCGACAGGUCAGUCGCCCACCUACAACGUCUCCCACGACCGGUCCUGAAUUCGAGUCGGGCGAGUUGACGGGUUGCGACAACGGAGACACAGCCGUGGAUGUCGACGGCGCCGACGGUAGGUUCUGUGUCGACAAAUUAUAUCACUGCGGGCGCGAGGUACCCCAAGGACCAUGCCCGCCGCCGCAGGACGGGCUCCCAUUCGGGUCCUACUGUGCCGUGACGUCCACAGGGCUCAUCAAAUGCGUCGCCAAAGUCAACGGCCAAGUGGUCGUACCGGUGAUGUACAUCCCAGAUCCCGCGCCGAAAGUACCGGUCACUCCUCACCCGACCGUAACCAAGUCCUUUGAAGAUGGUCAACUAAGCGAAUGCGGCGACGAAUUGAGCCCGAUCGCAGUGUUGCUUGUCGAUGGCGCGAACGAGACGUUCUGCAUCGAUGCUUCCUUCGCCUGCAGCAACUUUUUGCCCGAUGGACCAUGUCCGCCCCCUCAACCAGGUCUUCCCAAAGGCUCUGCAUGCAGGCAGCUCGACUCGCAAGUGUUUGGGUGCGUGGAGCGGACGGUGUGACCUCCAGUUCGAGUCCUUCCAACUGACCAGGACUUGACACAAAGAAAGCAUUCUCAACUUAAGCGGCGUGCUAGUCUCAGUACUAAUGCAGCACACGUUAUGU